GGCUGCUGAAGGGGCAGCCGCCGACCGGGAGGCAAAAACUAUUUUUGACGAGCAGCUCCAAGUAAAACAGGACGAGCAUAAACGGUAGGCAAGCCGACAUAACGACAGGGUCAGAGUCCAGUAAACGAGGUUCCCUUGAAAGCAUUUCUGUGAUCUUUAGGACAGAAACUCUCAGAAUUGCUCACUGAACUUCACAAGCCAUGUACCAAGUUGUACCGGGAGGAGCGGGAGGCACUAUUACAGAUGUUCUCCCCCCGCAGAAGCACAGCAAGGACACUCGACCCUUUGUCGGAGCUGGAGUAAUCGGCCUGGUGCUGGUAAUUGCUGCAGUGACUGCUUGGUGUUAUUACAUAGCCUCUCUACGCAAAGCUGAGCUGCUUAAGACUCAGCUCCUGGAUCUGAAUAAAGAUGGCUACAUUAUCAGGAACCAGGGAGGGUCUAUUGUUUUCAGAAUGGAUUUCAGGUCAGGCACGCUCGAUUUGGAUUCAUGCUCCAAAGAAGGGGAGAUGCUGAGCUGCGGACGCACCACUGAUAGAAAUCUGAACUUCUUCAUUGAGACAGUGCGACCCAAAGACACGGUGCAGUGCUACCGUGUGCGUUGGGAGGAACUGGUUCCUGACAUUCCUGUUGAACAUGCUAUGACAUACAAGUUUGCACACUGGUAUGGUGGUGCAGUGUCAGCAAUUCAACACUGGCCUAUUUCUAUUAACGGCCAACAGGCUCCCAAACCCUUUGUCACUAGCGACAUUUACUCAAACCGCAAUGAAUUUGGUGGAAUUUUGGAGAGUUAUUGGCUUUCAUCCAAUGCAACCGCCAUCAAGAUAAAUAAUUCAGUGCCUUUCCACCUGGGCUGGAAUGACACAGAGAAAACCAUGUCCUUCCAGGCACGAUACAAUGACAGUCCUUUCAAGCCAAACCCAGGAGAGGCACCGUGUGCUGAACUGAGCUACAGAGUGUGCGUUGGCUUGGAUGUGACAUCUAUACACAAGUACAUGGUCCGCAGAUACUUCAACAAACCCUACAAAGUGCCUGCCAAAGCUAUGUUUGACCAUCCUAUAUGGUCUACCUGGGCGCUACAUAAGACUGACAUUGACCAAGAGAAAUUCUUGAAGUUUGCCGCCAACAUCCGAAAGUACAACUUUUCCUGUAGCCACCUGGAACUAGACGAUCGCUACACCAGCCGCUACGGAGAAUUUAGCUUUGACACAAAAAAAUUCCCAAAUGCCUCGGACAUGUUCCAAAAGCUAAAAUCAGAUGGAUUUCAGGUGUCGCUCUGGAUACACCCGUUUGUCAACUAUGACUCGAAAAACUUCCAUUAUUGUGUAGAGAAGGGGCUGUUUGUCCGGGAGCCAACAGGUCAGCUGCCGGCAUUGGUGCAAUGGUGGAAUGGCAUUGGUGGUAUUUUGGACUUCACAAAUCCAGAAGCCCGUGAUUGGUUUUCCUCCCAGUUACGCUCACUGCGUUCUGGGUAUGGGGUGUCGUCUUUUAAAUUUGAUGCAGGUGAAACCAACUACUUACCAUGGAAAUUUAGCACCAGGACUCCCAUUCGGGACCCGAGUUUUUUCACAAGGCGUUACACGGAAAUGGCUAUUCCCUACAAUGACAGAGCUGAGCUGCGCAGUGGCUAUCAGUCCCAGAACAUUUCCUGCUUCUUCAGACCCAUUGACAGAGACUCUGUGUGGGGCUAUGAGUUAGGUCUGAAAUCCAUUAUCCCCACAGUUCUCACCAUCAGCAUCCUCGGCUAUCAGUUCAUUUUACCUGACAUGAUCGGAGGGAAUGCCUAUCUGAACCGCACGGAUGGAGAUCGUGUCUUACCCGAUCGAGAACUCUAUAUCCGUUGGCUGGAGCUGUCAGCCUUCAUGCCCUCCAUGCAGUUCUCUAUACCGCCCUGGGAAUACGACAGUGAGGUGGUUGAAAUUGCUCGAAAAUACAUAGCUGUCCAUGAGAGUAUUGUUGCGCCGCGGGUCCUGGAGCUGGCUGGGGAGGUACUGGACACCGGGGACCCAAUCAUACGGCCCCUGUGGUGGAUUGCCACAGGUGAUGAGACAGCCUACAAAAUCGACUCCCAGUUCCUGAUUGGGGAUGACCUUAUGGUAGCCCCAGUUUUGGAGCCUGGAAAGCAAGAGCGUGACAUCUACCUCCCUGCUGGCCAUUGGAAAAGCUAUAAGGGGGAGAGAUUUGAUAUCAAGGAGCCACUGCAUCUCACAGACUACCCUGUAGAUCUGGAUGAAAUUGCCUUCUUUGUUUGGGUGUAGCAGGAAGGGAAUGUAAAGCUGAACAGGCUUAAUUAGCCUGUGCUGCAAUUUGCUUGUAAGACAAGCUUCACAAAUUAAGCUUGUAUUCUUGUAUGAAAUGGUUGUUUGUUAUGGAAAAGCUUCUCUGAACAAUCUGGAGACUUUUAAAGUUGUAACAAUACAUUAUAUCAUCUGUUGAACAGUUUCACUCAAAACUGCUCAAAACCCCAUCUUCAUUUUUUAUUUGAUUUAAACGAAUGAAUGCAUCAGCUCUUUCGUUUUGCAUUUUUGUAGUUUAAAGGAAAUAUUGCUAGCUAUUCUCCAUUAAACAGAGACUAUGUAACUUUUGGCAGCCACUGACAGUGUUGUGCACGUACACACACAAGAGCUCAAAGUUCAGUUCACAGAUUAAAAUGAACUAACUCACAUUUGUUUCAGCUCAAAGUUCCUAAAAAUGAACAAAUUUACAUCUAUGUCUCAAGGUUUGUUACAAUAAAAUAAUUUAUUGUGAUCAUCAUUCACUUGAAGAUAUCUCCUACUUGUUGUGUGAUGAUGAUGUUUGGACUUGUUUUCUCAUACCUGGCAAGCACAAUUUGCAUAUAAAUUUGAGUUUUUUCCCGUUGAAUGCCCAACUUACUGAGCAUUCAUUGAAAUCCUCGGGUAUCAUCAAACGAGCGUCGUUAAUUGUCAUGAGAGCAAACAAAGUUCACAUUUAAGUUCAUCAGUUUCAAAUAUGAGCAUGUUCAAUGAACAACAUUUUAGCAAGUUCAUGCACACCAUAUGUGAAAAUUGCGUGCUACUGAUAAGUGCAAUAACAGUAGUCCAAUAGACUCAAUACUGUCAGUUAUAAUAAUAAAAAUAAAUAAAUAAAAAAACAAUAAUAAUCAUAAUCAUAAUCAUAAUAAUAACAAUCAUAAUCAUAAUCAUAACAGUAUAAUAAUAAUGUCAGUCAAUAAUGUCUGUUUAAAGUUUGCUAACACUAGCUAAGUAAGGCUGUAGCAGUAAAACCCCAGCAUGUAUAACAGUUACAUAGUCUCACUUUAAAACCUUGGCAAGUCAUGUAUAUGAAACAUUUGUCAUAAAGGGAAUAUGCAAACUGUGAAGUAGUAUAGUUGUCAUUGCAUGCCAUAAAGUUGGAGUUAAAUUUUAGCCAAACAGAGUGUAUCAAAGGAGUACAGUUGAAGGGGUGUCAUCAUAGUUAUGAUUAAGCUGAUCGUAGGCUACAAAAAACCUUCUUUAUUGAUGAAAAUUUCAGUUUGACUGAGAUAUCCUACUUUCCUUUGACACUAAUGACUCCUCUACUCUUCUGCUCCGAGAUACUUUUCAGGAAGUCAGGUUUUAUGCUUCAUUUAUCAGGAUGAAUGCUUGAAGUUUAAUCAUUACAAACUGCACAUGCUCUCAUUUGUGGAACUCAGUGUCAUGUAACUACUCUUAGCACAGAAGACGGUGCCUUUUAUUAGGCACUAAAUAUUUUAUGCUCUUCCUCAGGUAACAGCCUUCUCUGGCUGUAGUGUGUUUUGAAGUGUCUGGUAAAUGUCUUUAUUGUGCUUUGCUAAAUCUGAAUGCAUGUAAACAGUUAGUCAUACUAUGGUGUAUCAUAUAUUGAGCCCAGUGACCUAAGUGAUAGUAGUCUGUUUAUUUUAAAUAUACUUGUUCUGCAAUGUGAAAGUCCAUAAAUGGAGUGAAUUUAGCAGCAUUUAAUCAUCAAAUUAAUGAUGGUGAUCGGUACUGUGUAUUUUGUUACCUUGUGUUUGUUACUGUGAAUAUUUUGUAACUGCAGUAACAUCUCAAAGUGCCAUUAAUAAUUACUGUCACCAACUUUAAGUGAUUUGUUGUUAUGCUAUACAUGUAUUAUUGUUCCAUUGUUACAUUUUGUACGAUUAUCGUGUUAUAUUAUCGUUAAUUUAACCAUUUAUGGGAUGAGUGCACCGCAAAUGCUACAAAACUAAAUUGUCCAUUAUGUAGCUGCAAAGGGCUUCAUAUCAAAGUGCAUCAUGUGAAAUCACAGAUGCAGCUAAUAUUGAUUGUCUUAUCAAACUCGGUUUAAGGCAGCAAGCAGAGGUGUUGACUCAAGUCACAUGACUUGGACUCGAGUCAGGCUCGAGUCACAAAUUUGAUGUCUUAAAAAAGAAUUGCAACUCAACUUGGACUCACAUACCAAUGACUUGUGACUUUACUUAGACUUUGAAUCUGAAACUGACUUGAAAAUACCUGAUGCCUUCUCCCAAGCUAGUAUCAAGAGAAAUUAAGAGACAUUUAUUUCAAUGUAAGUUAAAUAUAGCAAGACAGAUUAGAAACACACAUAGGUCAUACUGUUGUGGCGCUGGUUAAUAGUGCUAAAUGGCACUACUUUUUUUAAUGAUAAAAUCAGUGGCACUGUUUAACAAAUAAAUAGAAUUUGUAUUUUGUAGAUGUAAUAUUUUAUAUUAUGUUAAUAAAAUUAUUAAAUUUAGUGAAAAGGGCUUUUUAUUUUGUUCAGUUCAGGACCUGUGACUUAACUUUGAAACUGAGUUAAAAGAAUUGAGACUAACCUGUGACUUGCAAAACAAUGACUUAAUCCCACCAAUGGCCAGUGACCUUAAAAUAAAAAAAUGAAAGAAGAAUAUUGGUAACACUGUCCUGCUGUUUAAAUGAAGACUUUUGAAUCCGAGAUCCUUUCAAUCUAACGUGAAAGUGACCUCCUGUGGUUUCAAUGUUAAUUUUUUAAAAAUUGCAAUAAAAAAAAAAAAAACAACAAAAGACUGUGUUAUUGUGAAAUAACAAAAAGCGAACGUCCACGAUGUUAUGGUGCAAUGCUCUCAUUUUGCAAUAUUUAUUUCUGUUUAACCCGGUCUGUGUGGCUCACAGAUUGACCUGAGUGGUUUUUGUUUGUGCCUUUUGACAUAGUUUUAUCAUAACAGCGCUGCCUAUUUAUAGCAGUUCUCAGUCAGCAUCUGUGCCAGGCCAACCUCUGAGGCUAUUUCUGUCACAGACUGUCUUGCUUUAUGAUGAGACUGAGAGAUUAUAUAUCUCGGACUGAAUGUUUCUUUGCUUUUGGCUCUCAUGACCCAGCAUGUACUUUCUGCCUCAAGUUAACUGAACAUUGCACUAAUUUCAGCAAGAGUGUA
Plectropomus leopardus (leopard coralgrouper) is the source of this 5341-nucleotide messenger RNA. RefSeq names its product myogenesis regulating glycosidase (gene myorg). The record is from RefSeq and is a predicted model, not a curated record. Gene Ontology annotation, biological process: skeletal muscle fiber development; carbohydrate metabolic process. Gene Ontology annotation, molecular function: hydrolase activity, hydrolyzing O-glycosyl compounds. NCBI's taxonomy places the organism in Eukaryota, Metazoa, Chordata, Actinopteri, Perciformes, Serranidae.